Molecule: messenger RNA, 1718 nt
Organism: Archocentrus centrarchus (flier cichlid)
Lineage: Eukaryota; Metazoa; Chordata; Actinopteri; Cichliformes; Cichlidae
Gene: c17h7orf25
Product: chromosome 17 C7orf25 homolog
Exons: 2
Coding region: 142-1392 (416 amino acids)
Source: RefSeq, a predicted model, not a curated record
CUGAAAAUCCCGUGCGGCCGUGUUCUUCCUGCCAGCUGAGCAGAGCCGGAGAAGAAGCAGCUCAGUGAACUUUAGCAUUAGCCUAACGGGUAGCAAAUUUUUGCCACGCACACUUCACUGCUGCUGUGUGAUGCAGAUGCCAUGUCCCUGCAGGCAGUGCUGCAGCAGAGGAUCAGCUCCGCCCAGCAGCUGCUGCAGCGGGCGGAGACACUGUGUCCAGGCGUCGAGGGUCACCAGAAGCUUUGUGGGAAGCUGCGAGCCGAGCUGCGCUUUCUGCGGCGGGUGGAGGCGGGAGAGCUGCAGGUGAAGGAGUCUCACCUGCACAGCACCAAUCUGACCCACCUGACCGCCAUCGUGGACGCGGCGCAGAGUCUGGAGGACAUCACGGCACUCCUGCACGUCUUCACUUACCAGGAUGCUGCUGGGCGCCGCUGCACGCUGGUGGUGGACGUGGUGGCUAAUGGGGGGCACACCUGGGUGAAGGCGGUGGGCAGGAAGGCGGAGGCACUUCACAACAUCUGGCAGGGCAGGGGCCAGUACGGCGACAAGAGCAUCAUGCGGCAAGCUGAGGACUUCCUGCAGGCGAGCCGCCAGCAGCCCGUCCACUAUCGCCACCCGCACGUCGUCUUCGCCUUCUACAACGGCGUCUCCAGCCCUAUGGCUGACCGACUGCGGGACAUGGGCGUGUCUGUCCGCGGCGACAUUGUGGCUGUGAACACCAUGGCAACAGAGGAAGAGGAAUCAGCUGAGGAUGAUGAAGAAGAGGACAAGGAGGAAGAGGAGGAGGAGGACGAUGACAAUGAGGACGACGCAUCGGAGCUGACACGUGUGGACCGUGGCACAGUGGUGGCCAGCCUCGCAUUUCCGGCGCAGGUCCAGGUGGAGGAGUGCCGGCGGCUGAACCUGGACAUCACAACGCUCAUCACUUACGUCUCAUCGCUGAGCCAUGGCCGCUGCCACCUCGCCUUCAGGGAGCACGUGCUGACUGAGCAGGCCGCCCAGGAACGCCGCCAGCAGGUGCUGCCGCAGCUCAAUGCCUUUAUGGAAGGCAAGGAGUUGUUUGCCUGUCGCGCUGCUGUCCACGACUUCCAGGUCAUUCUGGACACGCUGGGUGGGCCCGGCGAGAAGGAGCGUGCUGAGAAGCUGCUGGCCCGCCUCCACUUGGUGGAUGAUCAGCCAUCAGAGCGCACGCAGCGCCUCACGCCCAGCGCCAAGAUCAACCACCGCUCGCUUAUGAUCUUCGGCACAGGAGACUCGCUGAGGGCUGUUACCAUGACGGCGAACAGCCGUUUUGUUCGGGCGGCAGCCAAUCAGGGUGUCCACUACAGCGUGUUCAUCCACCAGCCGAGAGCACUGACAGAGGGCAAAGAGUGGAGGGCCACGCCCGUUUGAGGCCACACCUACAGACUUAAGUGAUCAGCUGACUUUUUUUUUUUUUUUUUUUCUCUGAUCAGUAGAUCAGAUCAGCACAGUGCCUUAGGCACUUCCUGUUCAAGCCAUCGCAGAUGCUAAUCAGUCACUUUGAUGUAUGAAAAUGGGAGAUUCUGUGUCAGUAAAUCUUUGGUUUGAAUUUGAGUUUAUCACAGUGGGGGGUGGGGGUUAGUUCACAAGAAACAGGAAGAGAACCUGAAAUAAAAUGUAAAGUUUGAGUAUUUGUGGGGUCAGGUGCUUAAACUUCUGUAAAUGUAUCUGCUGAUAAAUAAACACCUAAUAAAGUA